UUGUUCAUGAUGCCUUGUUAUGCUGAUACUAUCGUUAAAGUGAAUCAGGUUCAUCAAACUUGCAACAAGGAUUCAAAAUUGUUUGCUAUACGGGCAGUUGGUGUUUAUCCUAUUGAGAGUGAGGAUUGCGAAUUGGAUAUGACUUUAUUUAUUCCAAUGAAUGAUAAAGAGAAAGAUCCUAAUUUACAAUCGAUUUUUGAAACAAAUGAGUAUUAUUGUGUUGGUGGAAAAAUCGUGCUUGGAUUUUACAAUGGAAAUUUAAGAUUAAAAAUGACUGUCGCAUCCUCGACUCACCUUUCAAUUAAAAAAGAUUUCGGUUCAAAUAGGUGCCCAUUAAAAGUUUCGCUUGUUGGUGUUGCUCAGGAUGCACCUAAAGAGAUUAAUUGCGAAAAUGCAAUACUUAAUGUAUUAGUAAAUGAUUAUGCCGGGCAAAUUUACAGUUUUACGAUCAAAGUCAUUUUUCCACACCAUAAUUCUCGAUUCAAACAUUUAAUGAAUUCCACUCGAUUGCAUGAAUCAGUGCUUUUUGUAGGACAAAUGGAGAUUAUUGAAAAGGAUUUAUAUGUGUAUGCUGUCGAUAUUUCUUAUGUUGAUACUGGUUCUGCAACAAAGAAGAAA
Dentiscutata erythropus is the source of this 618-nucleotide messenger RNA. Lineage: Eukaryota; Fungi; Glomeromycota; Glomeromycetes; Diversisporales; Gigasporaceae. The record is from the annotation of a GenBank genome assembly.